AUAGAAAACUACCGCCAGUCACUGUAUAAACAGGCAGAAGAGCUGUUCUCCAAUCACAUACCUUUGAAGAUCUCACAGCUUGACAACCUGCUGAAGGGAGAUGAGUUCAGUAUCACUGACCUCUCGUCUCUCCAUGCACCCCUGGACAUUCCCAUUCCUGACCCCCCGGCUGCAGAGGAGGAGGAGAUGGAGACAGAUAAAAAUGAAGAUGAUGAGAAAAAGAAGAAAGCUCCCAAGUGUGGCUUCAUCAAAGGAAAUGAGCGGAUUGUGAAGUUGCUGGAUAUUGUAAAACCAGAGAUAAUGGCUCUGAAGGAGACCUGCAUCACUGUCUCUUGCUGGAUCGCUCAUCUGAUUCCAAAAAUUGAAGAUGGAAAUGAUUUUGGAGUUGCAAUUCAGGAAAAAAUCCUUGAGAGAAUUACUGCUGUGAAGACCAAGGUGGAGGGUUUUCAGACCAACAUUAACAAGUACUUCUCAGAGAGAGGCGAUGCGGUGGCCAAAGCUUCCAAAGACACACAUGUGAUGGAUUAUCGCUCUCUGGUGCACGAGAAGGAUGAAGCCGCAUAUUCUGAGAUCAGAGUGAUUGUGCUCGAUAUACGCGGAUUCUACGCUGAACUUUAUGACGUCAUCAGCAAGAACCUGGAGAAAGUGACAAACCCCAAAGGAGAAGAGAAGCCAUCCAUGUACUGAGACAGAUACUUACUGGGACCUUCAUAUACAUAAAGUUGUACAACUAGACCAGUUUUAAGAAUUUCUCACAUUCUAGAUACAGUAGUUUCAUGAAACUUUUGACAGUAGAUGCAUCUUUUAAAUCGGUUUAUUACUAAACUUGUUAAAUUAAUCACAGAGGUAGUUGAAUUCUAUUUCAGCAUGUACAAAAUUAAAGAAAGAAAACCUAAAAGCAAAUUCACUCAUAGGACAUGUUCUUAAAGCAACAAAAAAAACCAUUAAAACCAACAAUGAUUUCACAAAA
Pimephales promelas (fathead minnow) is the source of this 970-nucleotide messenger RNA. NCBI's taxonomy places the organism in Eukaryota, Metazoa, Chordata, Actinopteri, Cypriniformes, Leuciscidae. The record is from RefSeq and is a predicted model, not a curated record.